UUUUCUUUAGCUUUAUGGCGAAUGCGCAACUUCAACGUGUGAGCGCUAGGUUGUGACGAUCUCUGGUGUUUAGUUUACUCGUCGCUGCCGUCGUGGUGCAGGAAUUGAUUAUUAUUUGAGAUCAAUUUUCUAGACAUAACACUACGACACUGAAAUAACAUUCGGCAAACGACACAAUUUUGAGUGAACUACAAUGAAUUCAAAACAUCUUAGGAAAGGAUCAAGACAACCAUCACCAAUAUCAAAAGGGAAAAUUCGCUUAUACAGCAAUCGAUUUUGCCCUUAUUGUCAACGAAUCGUCCUAGUUUUAGAUGCGAAAAAGAUUCCAUACGAAGUGGUUAACAUAAAUUUAGUUAGUAAACCAGACUGGAUGUACGAUAAGACUCCAAGUGGAAAAAUCCCUGCCUUAGAGUUAGACAAUGGAGAAGUGCUUUACGAGUCUUUAAUUAUUGCUGAUUAUUUAGAUGAAAAAUAUCACGCUCAUCAUUUACAUUCUAAAGAUCCUCUACAGAAGGCGAAAGAUCAACUUUUAUUGAGGCAGUUUACCAAGGUGAUAAAUGCCUUACUCAAGACUGUUUCUGCGGGCAGAGUUGAUAACGAUGAAGCGGACAUUAUUACUGAAGGUCUCACGACAUUUGAAAAAGAAUUAGCUAAUAGACCUGGCCCAUAUUUUAGUGGUAACAAACCAGGAAUGUUGGAUUACAUGAUAUGGCCAUGGUGUGAAAGAUCCGAUGUUUUAAAAAUGUUCGGUAAAGAGUAUAUCUUAAGAAAAGAUAAAUACAAGAGAUUGAUGGAAUGGCGAAAAAUGAUGAUGGAAGAUGAGGCUGUGAAAAAAAGCUGUUGUGAUGUAAAUACUCAUAUUAAAUACUUGCAGUCCUACAGGGCAGGAAUACCUGACUACGAUUUACUUAGUUAAAAAAAAUGAAAUUUGUGAAUAUAUUAUUGUAUUACCUAAUUAUUGUAAGUAAUUAGGUUUUAAUAAGUACAUAAUCCGUAUCAUCAGUGUUGUCGUGUCACCUUUAUAUUUUUUAUAAGCAAUAUAUACAAUUAACAUACGUAAUUUUAGACAGAUUAAUAAAUAUGUUAAUGUUAAAAAUCAAAAAAUUAAAAUUUGAGUACUUACCAUUUAAA
This is a messenger RNA of Zophobas morio, 1131 nucleotides long. RefSeq names its product pyrimidodiazepine synthase-like. The record is from RefSeq and is a predicted model, not a curated record. Gene Ontology annotation, cellular component: cytoplasm. Bases 194 to 916 code for a protein of 240 amino acids. Gene Ontology annotation, molecular function: glutathione dehydrogenase (ascorbate) activity; glutathione transferase activity. Gene Ontology annotation, biological process: glutathione metabolic process. The transcript has 5 exons. Lineage: Eukaryota; Metazoa; Arthropoda; Insecta; Coleoptera; Tenebrionidae.